Messenger RNA from Neurospora tetraspora, 1347 nucleotides. Its product is annotated as putative saccharopine reductase. Gene Ontology annotation, molecular function: saccharopine dehydrogenase activity. The transcript has 4 exons. The coding region runs from base 1 to 1347 and encodes 448 amino acids. The record is from RefSeq and is a predicted model, not a curated record. Gene Ontology annotation, cellular component: cytoplasm. NCBI's taxonomy places the organism in Eukaryota, Fungi, Ascomycota, Sordariomycetes, Sordariales, Sordariaceae.
AUGGCUUCCCAACACAAGGUUCUCAUGCUUGGCGCUGGCUUCGUCACCCGCCCUACUCUCGAUGUCCUCAGCGAAGCUGGCAUUCCUGUCACCGUCGCCUGCCGUACUCUUGCCUCUGCUCAGAAGCUCUCCGAGGGCGUCAAGAACGCCACCCCCAUCUCGCUCGAUGUCACCAACGACGAGGCUCUCGAUGCUGAGGUCGCCAAGCACGAUCUUGUUAUCAGCUUGAUUCCCUACACUUUCCACGCUACCGUCAUCAAGUCGGCUAUUCGCCAGAAGAAGCACGUCGUUACCACCAGCUAUGUCUCCCCCGCCAUGAUGGAGCUCGAUGCCGAGGCCAAGGCCGCCGGCAUCACCGUCAUGAACGAGAUUGGUCUCGAUCCCGGUAUCGACCACUUGUACGCCAUCAAGACCAUCGAUGAGGUCCACCAGGCUGGCGGCAAGAUCCUCUCCUUCCUCUCCUACUGCGGUGGUCUCCCCGCCCCCGAGGACUCCGACAACCCGCUCGGCUACAAGUUCUCCUGGUCUUCUCGCGGUGUCUUGCUCGCUCUCCGCAACGCGGGCAAGUGGUGGCAGGAUGGCAAGAUUGUCGAGGUUGAGGGCAAGGACCUCAUGAAGAUGGCCAAGCCCUACUUCAUCUACCCCGGCUACGCUUUUGUCGCCUACCCCAAUCGUGACUCUACCAUCUACAAGGAGCGCUACAACAUCCCCGAGGCUCAGACCGUCAUCCGUGGCACUCUCCGCUACCAGGGCUUCCCUCAGUUCAUCAAGACCCUCGUCGACAUUGGUUUCCUUGACGACACCGCGCGCGAGAGCCUGAGCAAGCAGACCCCCUGGAAGGAGGCCACCAAGGAGAUUGUCGGUGCUGCUUCCUCCAGCCAGGAAGACCUCGAGGCCGCCAUCCUCUCCAAGGCCACCUUCGAGUCCCCCGAGGACAAGCAGCGCAUCCUCAGCGGUCUCCGCUGGAUCGGUCUCUUCUCUGACGAGACCAUCACCCCCCGCGGCAACCCUCUCGACACCCUCUGCGCCACUCUUGAGCAGAAGAUGGAGUUCGAGGAGGGCGAGCGCGACUUGGUCAUGCUCCAGCACAAGUUCGAGAUCGAGCACGCCGAUGGCUCCCGCGAGACCCGCACCUCGACCCUCGUCGAGUACGGUGUCCCCGGUGGCUACUCUGCCAUGGCCAAGACCGUCGGUGUUCCUUGCGCCGUCGCUGUUAAGCAGGUCCUGAGCGGCCAGAUCUCUGGCAAGGGCGUUCUGGCUCCCAUGAGCACCGAGAUCACCGAGCCCUUGAUGAAGGAGCUCCACGAGAAGUAUGGUAUUACCAUGAUUGAGAAGACCAUCUCCUAA